CCGUCGGAUAAACCGACGCUUAUCUUGGGGCCGGAUGAGCGCGGGGACUGGACCGCCCCUGCUCCUGCAGACGCGCUGCGGCCGCGCGGGGCCGGACCAGCGGCUGCCGGGAGCCGGCGGGGAGGGGAAGAACCCCAGGGCUCCAUGGGCGCCUCCAGGCUCUACACCCUGGUGCUGGUGGUGCAGCCUGAGCGAGUUCUCCUGGGCAUGAAGAAACGGGGCUUCGGCGCCGGCCGGUGGAACGGCUUCGGGGGCAAAGUCGAAGAGGGAGAGACCAUCGAGGACGGGGCCAAGAGGGAGCUGCAGGAGGAGUGCGGCGUGACCGCGGACACGCUGCACAAAGCAGGCCGCAUCGAGUUCGAGUUCGAGGGCCAGCCGGAGCGCAUGGACGUGCACAUCUUCCGCGCCGACAGCGUCCAGGGGACCCCGGCGGAGAGCGACGAGAUGCGGCCUCAGUGGUUCCCGCUGGACCGGAUCCCCUUUGCCGACAUGUGGCCCGACGACAGCUACUGGUUCCCCCUCCUGCUUCAGAAGAGGAAGUUCCACGGGUACUUCAAGUUCCAGGGGCAGGACACCAUCCUGGACUACCAGCUGCGCGAGGUGGCCGACGCCUAGAGGCGGAACUGGGCCCUGCCACGGCCGGGUUCCCCGUCUGGAACUCGAUGGGAGGGGAAGGGAAAUGUAAUAAACGUCUUUUGCUUUUUCAA
Molecule: messenger RNA, 707 nt
Organism: Phyllostomus hastatus (greater spear-nosed bat)
Lineage: Eukaryota; Metazoa; Chordata; Mammalia; Chiroptera; Phyllostomidae
Gene: NUDT1
Product: nudix hydrolase 1
Exons: 4
Coding region: 145-615 (156 amino acids)
Biological process (GO): DNA protection
Molecular function (GO): 8-oxo-7,8-dihydroguanosine triphosphate pyrophosphatase activity
Source: RefSeq, a predicted model, not a curated record